UUUCAGUUAGAUAAAGUUAAUAUCAUAUUUGAGAAGUGAAACAGUCUUGUUAAAAAUGCAAACAAAAUAUAAGAACAAUGAAUUUAUCCAUUUCCGAUGCAUAAUUGCAGUUUUCUUCUUGACUUUCCCCUUGCUGAAUGCGAAUGUAAUGUAUGGUGUUAAAGACUUCAGCAAUAAUUUAUUUUUUAAAUUAAGCAAUCGUAAUGAAGAAAGAAAUCGUGCACUGUCGCCCUUGCCUUUAGCUGCUCUAUUAAUUUUACUACGCUAUAAUGCUAACGCACUCAGUGCUUUAGAAAUAGGUGAAGCUUUGGAAUUGAUACACGAACCUAUUGAAAAAAUAAGAGAAACUUAUACGGAUAUAUAUCACAAAAUGGACAACAAUUCGUUAAUUUCUAUAACAAAUCAUGUAUCAAUACGUAUAAAUGGAGAAGAAUUAAUAGGUAGUAAUAUGACGGUAGGUGAAAUUAUGGAUCAAUGGAAAAGUUAUCAUAUUUGCUAUAAAGCUAUACAGGUAGCAGUAGCUAACGAAAAACCAGAAAUAUAUCUGUUUUCGUAUGCCACUUUUCACAAUAAAUUUCUUUAUGAAGUUACCAUAGGUGAAGCAUUACGUUUCGUUGAUAUUAAUGGGAAUGGAAGAACAAUGACAUCGUUACAGCAAAUUGCAAUAUUGCGCCUUGGCAUCAUUGGCCCUCUAAAAGCUUCAGUUAUUGAAGUGCUAACCAGUGAUGUAGACACCUUAUUGUAUAUUGUAUAUCCCUUUAAAUCUGAAAAAGGUAUAAUAGAAGUUGAAAAAAAAUUAAAAAAAUUUCCUUUCAGCGUUAUUAAAACCUAUUUAAAGCCGACUAAACUUAUUUUAAUAUUGCCAAAAAUCGAAUUGAAAGCACAAGUGCCGCUUAAGGCAACAUUAAAAUUUUUGGGUAUGCGUCAAAUGUUUAAUGAUAUGUGUUAUCAACCAGACGGAGUUCCUAUAAAAGUUAUGAAAAUCUUAUCAUCAGCUACUGUCGCAAUAUAA
This is a messenger RNA of Lucilia cuprina (Australian sheep blowfly), 1012 nucleotides long. RefSeq lists its product as uncharacterized. The record is from RefSeq and is a predicted model, not a curated record. The transcript is spliced from 3 exons. The coding region runs from base 56 to 1012 and encodes 318 amino acids. NCBI's taxonomy places the organism in Eukaryota, Metazoa, Arthropoda, Insecta, Diptera, Calliphoridae.